Molecule: messenger RNA, 1340 nt
Organism: Mesocricetus auratus (golden hamster)
Lineage: Eukaryota; Metazoa; Chordata; Mammalia; Rodentia; Cricetidae
Product: melanoma inhibitory activity protein 2-like
Exons: 8
Coding region: 345-1094 (249 amino acids)
Source: RefSeq, a predicted model, not a curated record
UUGUAAUGCUCAGUUCCUCAAGGAAUGAAGAGUGACCAUUUCUUUAUUCUAAAUGAGGGUGGCUCCUGAGGCCUUUUUUUUAGAGUUUCAGUACACCUGUGUUUGGGAAGAUGUCCUUCAUCCGAGCUGUGUGUUCUCCUUCACCUCUUGAAUCAGAUCCUUCCUUCAGUGUCGACUGACACCCCAAGUUCUGAAGGUCAUGAAAAUUGUCAAACUGAAGAUGUUUUUGGAUUACUGCCGGCCAAGAUGACCAAUCAUAUUCUGAUGCUGCUCUACAAUGGCAAGAUAGAUUUUAUUCUGAGUCUGGUAGACUCCCUCGACCAAGACAACAUGGAAAUUACAAUAUGCCUCCCUUGCUUGACUUGGAUGAGCCAGAAUGGUCAGCAGUGCCAUCUACUAAGAAUGAUAACAAAAGUAACCAUAAUAACAAUACUGUGCCCAACAUUCCUCCUGCUGAAUGCAAGACACCUGGCCCUGGCUUCGUCCCUCCACCAGUUCCCCUGGAUAGAGACCCCAGAGGUCGUCCCUUUGCAUGGGAUCCAAGAAGGCCACCCCCAUUCCCACUGCCUCCUCCAGGAAACAUCUAUGGAGGUUCUACAGACUAUUUUCCACCAAUGGACUUUGCUGGACCACCCUUUCCACCAUACCCAGGCCAACCAUAUUGUGAUUCUUUUCUACAAAGUCAAGAGAGAUUUUAUUCUGAAUCUGGUAGAAACCCUGGACCAAGACACCACAGAAAUUAUUAUAUGCCUUCCUCAUCUGAUAUGUAUAAGCCAGAAUCUUCAGCAGUGCCAUCCACUGUGAAUGAUAUGAAAAAUGACCAUAGUAACUCCACUGUGCCCAACACUCCUGCUGAAUGCAAGACACCUGGCCCUGGCUUCAUUCCCCCUUUUGUUCCCCAGGAUAGAGGCCCCAGAGAUCAUCCCUUUGCAUGGGAUCCAAGAAGACCACCCCGAUACCCACCACCUCCUCCAGCAAACAACUAUGGAGGUCCUCAACAUUAUUUUCCACCAAUGGACUUUGAUGGCCCACCCUUCCUACCAUACCCAGAAAUAUGUGUGAAUCCAGAGGUUUUCCACCCUUCCUUCCUCUAAGAGCUGGGUUCUUCCCCCACCCCCACAUCCAGAAAGGAGAAAUGAGAGACCCCAGACUUGAUUCAGCCUUCCAAACAACCUGCAACUGAAUCUCCAUACUACACUGUAACCUCAGGAAAUAAAGGAGACCUGAUAGAUUCUUCAGCAUUCAUUUUUUUAGAUGAAGUUUAUGUAACUUGUUCUUAUGUUAGUAUGCUGUUGUGUAAUGGAAUAGCAUUUUGUAAAUAAAGAUAAUUUAACUAUGAA